Messenger RNA from Cantharellus anzutake, 1176 nucleotides. RefSeq lists its product as uncharacterized. Gene Ontology annotation, molecular function: microtubule binding. Bases 1 to 1176 code for a protein of 391 amino acids. The transcript is spliced from 3 exons. The record is from RefSeq and is a predicted model, not a curated record. Lineage: Eukaryota; Fungi; Basidiomycota; Agaricomycetes; Cantharellales; Hydnaceae.
AUGUGCAAAGACGUUGCUCGCAAUCCACACAAAAAUGGUCUCUCAUCAUCUCGAUCAACAACCAGUUUGUCAAGUGUUGCCUCAGCCUCGCAAUCCUCUACUGGGGCCCACAUGCUUCAUACCCCUUUGUUUCAGGACGCCUCAAGAUCACGCACAUCCUCUUCAUCGUCGAAGCCGAUACAAAGUUUCCCUCAGCGUCGUUUGCCGUCAAAUCGUCCUACAGGUGCUCAUAGUCGGACUCUGAGUCGGUCCUCAACUCGCUCAGUGUCGGGGCCGUCCGCAUCGACUCCAUCAUUCUCCCCCUCAGUAACAUCGUCCACUCACUCGUCGCGUCAACGCACAAUGAGCAAUGCAACUGCAGUUCGCGUACCCCCAACUCCUACAACACCGCGUGCACGGAAAUCAUCAGCUGCACUUAGACGUACUCCCGGUUCGCCAACCCCUUCAGCCCUGUCUUCCAGUGCUUUACCGCGCGGCAGUGCACGACCGGCUCGGCCAUUCGUUGGAGGAACCUUAGUCACACCACGCAGGUCUGGUUCGAGUGCGAGCGACAGGCCUAAAAUUCGCCGAUCGUACGUUGCGAAUCCAAAAAACAAACUCGAUGUCGCGGUUGGAAACACCUGGAAAGAUGAAAGCGGAAAGUACUGGAUAGGCGACGCAGAGCCAAAGCUUUGCUUCUGCCGUAUUCUCCGUUCUCAAAUGGUUAUGGUCCGUGUGGGCGGAGGAUGGGUCGAGUUAUCCAAGUUCAUCCGAGACCACUUCGCACACAUGUUUCGUGUGGGAUCCGUCUCUCCUACGAGUAUGCAGAGGCAGACUGAAGAGAAAUGGUUAAGCUCGACAACUCUCCUUGAAAAUAUGAAAGAAGAAGAGAAGACCCCACUGAAAGAUCGCCCUUCCACUCCUUCACGGAUUCCUGUGUUGUUGACGCCAUCCAGUCGCAGCCCACAGGGGAAGUCCAACGUAUCCCCUAACACAUCACCCUUAGCGCCCCUUCAAUACGUUCGAAGGGCAGCCAUGGAAUCCUCCAACUCCCCGCCUCCCACAACACCAAGACCAAGCACCUCAUUGAAAUCCUAUUUCACCCCGAUUCCUAAGACUGAAUCUAAAUCUCCAUCUCCCUCACCACUUACUCACAUCAUGUCUGCAACGCCUUCACGACCGCCUCGAUGGCGCUAG